AUGCAGAGUCUUCCAGCGCUCUCCCCCAACAUCCAGUCUCGCUAUAUACAGGUCGCAGCUACACCAGAUAACUCAGAACUCAAGUAUACAGGACCACUCUUCCAGUGCCUUGCCACCAUUCAAAUAGUCAGUUCUGGAUCAACCCACUCCCCCUCCGGUGGACAAAAAGCCAGCUGGAGAUGGCUUGAGAACACCCUACAUCACGCCACGUCCACCUUCAGCAUCGACUCUCUGCUCCCUUUGGACUUCUCCAUAGAGCUCGACUACGAAGAUGCGAAGAAGGAAUUCAAGACCGGACAACGGGAGCAGUUCAUAUACGACGAAAUCUCAAACCAAUGGGAUAUCUGUUCACUAUUCGACAAGGAUCGAGAUGUAGAAAAUGAUGAUGUUGCAUUUCACCAACCCAUCCAGGAGCUCGAUACCACACCAACUCCACAAGUAAACAACCCUCCUACCCUUUCAUCGGACCACAAUGAGUUGGGAAGAACAGUGGUGCACCAAACACCUAUUGGGCAGGAUAUGUUGUUUGGCAGCUCGCUGGAAGAUGUCCUAUACAGCCGUUAUGGACUUCUCUGCAGCACGCAGUCCGAAAUACAGUCUGCAAUAGACUUUAUACAUGUCGAGGAAUCUCAAAUCAUUGAUGCUUACACCAUUUGCAAAUACAUAAUGGAAGUCAACCUCCACUUGGAACAUCGCAGCAACGAAUUUGCCAUCUGA
Suillus subalutaceus is the source of this 717-nucleotide messenger RNA. RefSeq lists its product as uncharacterized. The record is from RefSeq and is a predicted model, not a curated record. The transcript is spliced from 2 exons. Bases 1 to 717 code for a protein of 238 amino acids. Lineage: Eukaryota; Fungi; Basidiomycota; Agaricomycetes; Boletales; Suillaceae.